Molecule: messenger RNA, 3701 nt
Organism: Andrographis paniculata
Lineage: Eukaryota; Viridiplantae; Streptophyta; Magnoliopsida; Lamiales; Acanthaceae
Product: soluble inorganic pyrophosphatase-like
Exons: 7
Coding region: 480-2822 (780 amino acids)
Biological process (GO): phosphate-containing compound metabolic process
Cellular component (GO): cytoplasm
Molecular function (GO): inorganic diphosphate phosphatase activity; zinc ion binding; protein binding
Source: RefSeq, a predicted model, not a curated record
AAGCAAAACAUAGACUGAAAUAGGUGAACGAAGAGGCAGGCGUGAAAAACAAUUGGGGAAGGAAGAAGGAUCUUGACGUUGAUGCGGAUACUGAUUCUGAUGCUGAUGUUAGAAAGAAAGAAUGAAAGCACCCAACUGUUUCAUAGUCAUGUUUCCACAAUAGGAAGACGAACUUCUUUCACUUACCUUUCCAAAUCAUCAAUUAAUUCUUGGUUCUUCUCGUACACCCCACCUACCACUUCGCUUCUGCUGCUGGACUAAUCCGUCUGUGUUUUGGGAAAUUCCUUGUGCACUCCGAAAAAUCGAACGAUUGUUUCUUCGAUUGCUCACUCCAGAUCGACCACGAAGGCUCCCGAGGUUCAAUUUAUGCCGGAAGGGGUUUUUGGAUGUACUGAUUAAUUGAAGGUUUGGGAACAGAGAUCAGUUUGGUGAUUAAGCAUUGCUUGCAUUGAUCUUCCUGCAAAUGAGUUCGGAUUCUGAUGUUUGUUCCUUUCGAAUUAGAUAAAAUGGAUGGGAAAAAAGUGAUAGCCAUAUGUCAGUCGGGAGGUGAAUUCAAGACCAAUGCAGAUGGUUUAGUCACCUACAAUGGCGGCGAUGCUCAUGCUAUGGAAAUUGAUAACAAAAUGGAGUUUAAAGUUUUCAAGUUGGAGGUCUCUGAGAUGUUUAAUUUUAACCAGGAAACCAUCACAAUCAAGUAUUUCCUUCCAGGGAACAAGAAGACUCUCAUCACCAUCUCCAAUGACAAAGACCUCAAACGUAUGAUCAAGUUCCACGACAAUUCAGAUUGUGCCGAGGUAUAUGUCGUGUCUGAAGAAGUUGCUGCCCCUGAUGAUGGAUCCCACAUGCCUGGAAGCAGGUCAAGUAGGACGACAUUGUCUCAAUCGGGGGCGCCUGCUUCCCCAACUAUGAUCGACAAUAUUGUGGAUGAUAUAAACCAGCCCCAUCUUCUCCUCGAUUCAGCCUUUGAUGUGGUUGGCGAUACCAACAAUGAUGCAGUCUCCCAAAUCGAUGCUCCAAUUGAAAUGCCCUUACCAAUCCCCUUUUCCACCUCCUACGAUGAGAAGCAGACGAAAGCUGCACAGCAAUGGCAGAACAAUAUCACAGGUGUGGGUCAACGAUUCAACAGUGUGCACGAAUUUCGGGAGGCGUUACGAAAGUAUGCCAUUGCUCAUCAGUUUGCGUUCAAGUACAAGAAGAAUGACAGCCACCGAGUAACUGUUAAAUGCAAAGCGGAUGGGUGUCCCUGGAGGAUCCAUGCGUCAAGGCUGUCGACUACUCCUCUGAUUUGCAUCAAGAAAAUGAACUCGACUCACACAUGUGAAGGCUCUGUGGUGACGACGGGGUAUCAAGCCACAAGAAGCUGGGUUGCCAGCAUCGUCAAGGAGAAGCUAAAAGUUUUCCCGAAUUACAAACCGAAGGACAUUGUUAAUGACAUCAAGCAAGAAUAUGGAGUCCAAUUAAACUACUUUCAGGCGUGGAGGGGCAAAGAGAUUGCGAAGGAGCAGCUUCAGGGGUCUUACAAGGAGGCAUAUGGUCAGCUUCCGUUUUUCUGUGAGAAGAUAGUGGAAACAAACCCGGGAAGCUUUGCCACUUUCUCGACAAAAGAAGACUCGAGUUUCCAUCGCUUGUUUGUCGCCUUUCAUGGUUCACUUUACGGUUUUGAACAAGGAUGUCGUCCAUUGCUUUUCUUGGAUAGCAUAUUCUUAAAGUCGAAGUAUCAAGGCUCUCUACUGGCGGCCACUGCUGCUGAUGGGGAAGAUGGAGUUUUCCCUGUGGCUUUUGCAAUUGUAGAUGAUGAGUCUGACGACAACUGGCGGUGGUUCUUACAGCAACUCAAGGCUGCACUUUCGAUGUGUAGGGGAAUAACUUUUGUGGCUGAUAGAGAGAAGGGACUACGACAAUCAAUUGCUGAGGUUUUCCGGGAUGAGGAGGUUUAUCAUGGCUUCUGCCUGCGGUACCUAUCUGAGCAGCUGAUGAGAGAUCUGACAGGGCAGUUUUCUCAUGAAGUGAAACGUCUCAUGGUCGAAGAUUUCUACAGCGCAGCAUAUGCCACUACGUCUGAAGGCUUCGAAAGGUGUGUGGAAAGCAUAAAACAUAUUUCCAUCUAUGCAUAUGAUUGGAUAAUGAGUAGCGAGCCUAUGCAUUGGGCAAAUGCAUUCUUCCAAGGUGCAAGAUAUAACCACAUGACUUCGAAUUUUGGUGAGUUGUUCUACAGCUGGGUGUCGGAUGCGCACGAAUUGCCCAUAACCCAAUUGGUCGACACUAUUCGGUGUAAGAUCAUGGAACUGAUUUAUACUCGGCGAGCAGAGUCCAAUGAAUGGUUGACCAGGUUAACCCCAUCUAUGGAAGGAAAGCUAGAGAAGGAAAACCUCAAAGUCAGGACUCUUCAGGUGUUGAUCUCUGGUGGGAACCGGUUUGAAGUUCGUGGGGAUACAGUAGAAUCUGUUGAUGUUGAUAACUAUGAUUGUACUUGCAAGAACUGGCAGCUUACGAGCGUACCUUGUUGCCAUGCCAUUGCUGUUAUUGGAUGUCUUGGUCGGGAUCCCUAUGAUUAUUGCUCAAGAUACUUCACAACAGACUGCUACAGAAUAACUUAUUCGGAAUCAGUACAUCCUGUUCUGGAUUUAGAUGGUCAAUGGCAGAGCGGCAGUUCUCAGGCGGCAAUGACAGUGACUGUAAACCCUCCUCCAACGCGCCGCCCUCCUGGCCGCCCUACCAGCAAGAGAGGCGGAUCACGAGAUGCCGGGAGACGCCAACUGCACUGCAGUAGAUGCAAGGGCAUUGGGCACAACAAGUCGACUUGUAAAGAGGUUUUGUUGUAGUUUUAGGGAUUUAUUUCACUGCUGCUAAAGCUACUAUCGAUGUUCUCAAUCUUCUCAGCUUCAAUGUUCUGCACUUACGAAAGAAUUAGAAGACAAGAAGCCAUUCUUCAAAAGAGCAUGUAAUGAAAUGGAAGAACAAUUGGAUUUUCUGCGGAAAGAUCUUUUGAAAAAUGAUGUCUGGGAAUGAACUCCCAAAAUUAUUACAAGUGUUCCCAUGAAAAUUUUAUAAGCUAAUCGAGCUUUCUUGACAGUGAAGGAUGAAAUUGGAAUUAUGUCAGCUCUUUGGAAGCUUAAAACUAAGGUGCUGGAAUCUCAGCAUAGUAGCAGCGGUCUUUCAAGCUUAAAAAAACUUGUUGCAAAUUUUACGCGGGACGGAGGAUAUAUAAGGAAGAAAGCUCUCCAGGUGAUCGGGAAAGCAGAAUCACUAGUUCCAUGGUAGAACCUUUCUUGACAUGCGUCGAAUCCUCUUGGAAGAGGCGGGAGUAUACCUUGGAGCUGCCGUCAUCGUCUAGAAAUACCAACGGCCGACGGAGCUCUGCCGACUAUCGUGCUCAGUGUUGAUGUGCAGAAUCAGCAUCUGAAAAGCAGAGUCGCCCCACCCAUUUUCUCUUUCAGGUAUAUUCUGGUGGCCAUGGCCAUGGCGGUUGGCGGACCCCACCCUGAAUCAAUCUGGUUACCGCCACCGACCCCUCCUUUUCUCGCUCCAUACCUAAAAAGAUACCCUUUCAUCCGUGGCGCCUUACACAUCGUUGGAUGCUGAAGAAAGCAGAGAAUCCGACGUCAGAUGUUGACGCCCGUACUGUGCCUGUCCUCUCUACUCUCACACCUCUUUUUCUCCCUCGCUCCUUCUCCCACCUCUCAAAUCCCUCUCGCUGUAAC